Helobdella robusta is the source of this 3084-nucleotide messenger RNA. RefSeq lists its product as hypothetical. Bases 1 to 3084 code for a protein of 1027 amino acids. Gene Ontology annotation, molecular function: chitin binding. NCBI's taxonomy places the organism in Eukaryota, Metazoa, Annelida, Clitellata, Rhynchobdellida, Glossiphoniidae. Gene Ontology annotation, cellular component: extracellular region. The transcript is spliced from 2 exons. The record is from RefSeq and is a predicted model, not a curated record.
AUGCUGUUGAAGGUCCUGGCGCAGCUGCUGCUGGUGGCCACUACGUUCGUUGAAGGUGAUCCAGUGUACUACAACUGUGCCAACGUCAAUCCAUGCACAACGGCGAAUGCAGCUCUCAAUCGCUUCUAUUUCACGCAUUCCGAUCCCAAAAAUUUUGUGCAAUGCGACAACUCGCAGAACUGCUUCAUACAAACCUGUGCUCUUGGAACCAACUGGAACCAAAACUACCUGACGUGUGUGCGCACUGCAUCGAGUAGCGGCGACAACGCUGUGAACGGAAGCUGUUUCUCUACUGCUGGCAAGUACAACUGCGGCAACAGGAACCCGUGUACAGUGGCGAAUGCUAAUCAAAACAAGUUUUAUUUCCCGUUCGACGAUGUUUACCAUUUUGUUCAAUGCGAUGCUUUCCAGCAGUGUUUCGUUAUGCCAUGUGCUCCGGCAACUGUUUGGGAUCAGUCGGCUCUCACUUGCAACCAUCCAUCAGCGGUUGCAAACAGUGGCAGUAGUGGCAGCAGUUCUAACGGUCAGAACCUGUACGUCAACUUUUUUCCUAAGCACAACUGCUACGAUAGAAACCCGUGCACAGUCAGCAAUGCUCGCAUGAACAACUUUUACUUCUCCAACGACAACCCAAAAAUGUUUGUUCAAUGUGACCAGUAUCAACAUUGCUAUUUAAGACCGUGUGCCAUCGGAACAGUUUGGGAUCAGAGAGCUUUAACGUGUAACUUUCCAUAUCUCAUUGCUGACGUAUUUGGAAAUUAUUGCAACGUCACUGAUAAUCACGUCAACAACAACAACAACCAGAACGAUAGAGACCCUUGCACACACAACUGUGGUGAUCGCAACCCUUGCACAAAAAGCAACGCGCUGAGAGGUCAGUACUAUUUCGCUUCUGACGAUUCUGACCAUUUCGUGCAAUGUGAUGACUUCCAAAAAUGUUACGUCAUGCCCUGCGCACCUGGAACGCACUGGGACCAAUCCAUCCUCACUUGCGAUCACGAUGGCACAACGAACGGCAGUACAAACAACCAACAAACUUCCAACACAUACAACUGCCACGAUAGAAAUCCAUGCACCGUCGCAAAUGCUCAGCUAAACAAAUUCUACUUUUCAUACGAUGAUUCAAAAUUUUUUGUCCAAUGCGACAACCUCCAGAAAUGUUUCAUCAGGCCCUGUGCUCCUGGAACCGUGUGGGACCAGACUGUUCUGACCUGCAACUAUGCUAAUUUUAUUGGAACUGGCAACAACUCCACUGGAUCAAGUCCAUCAGGAUCAAGUGAUAAAUAUAAUUGUUAUGACAGAAAUCCGUGCACAGUAUCUAAUGCAAAUUUAAACAAAUUUUAUUUCACUUACGACGAUCCGAAAUAUUUUGUCCAAUGUGAUAACUCUCAAAGAUGCUUCAUCAAACAGUGCGCUCUUGGAACUGUUUGGAGUCAAACGGCUAACACCUGCGUCAGAAAUGGUAAUGGUCAAUCUGGGACUUCUUCUGGUACAUGUCCAAGUCUGGUUGGUAAAUAUAACUGUGCUGAUAGGAAUCCUUGCACUGUGGCAAAUGCAAACAAGAACAAGUUCUACUUCCCUUACGAUGACGUUCAUUACUUCGUUCAGUGCGAUAACUUGCAACAGUGUUUUGUCAUGCCAUGCGCUCCAGGAACGGUGUGGGAUCAGUCGGUUACAGUUUGCAAUUUUCCAUCAAACGUCAAUAGCAGCAGUAGCAGCAACAAUGCGAACACUGCCGUCGCCUCAACCCCAAAAUAUAACUGCCUACACAGAAACCCCUGCACUCUUCAGAAUGCCGCUGAGAAGAAGUUUUAUUUUGCUUACGAUGAACCAACACAUUUUGUGCAAUGUUCUGAAUAUCAGCAGUGCUUUGUUAUGCCUUGUUCUGAAUCAACUGUUUGGAAUCAAGCUGUCCAAACGUGCACUCAUUCCAACGGUUACAUGAACGACAGCACUUCUUCAUGCGGAUCGUCUGGAAACUCAGUUGGCACAAACAACUGCGCAGAUCGCAAUCCUUGUACAAAAGAAAAUGCAGCACUAGGAAAGUUUUAUUUCACUCACGACAAUCCACGUCAAUUUGUUCAGUGUGACGACUUCCAAAGAUGUUUUGUCAUGCCUUGCGCUCCUGCAACUGUCUGGAGUCAGUCGGUCCACACUUGCAUUCGACCAACAGGUAAUGGUAACUCGAACGGAAACGGCAGCAGUUCAAGUGGCGGUUCAAACAACACUUUCAAUUGUCAAAAUAAUAAUCCGUGUACCAAGGCAAAUGCAGCUCAAGGUAAUUAUUACUUUACGUACGAAAAUCCAUACUUCUUUGUUCAGUGUGACGAUUUCCAAAAAUGUUUUGUGAGACCUUGCGCACCAGAUACUAAAUGGAGUCAAAACGUUGAAACUUGCAUUAGAAUUACUAACCAAGGAUCAACCGGGUCAACUGGGUCCACAGGGUCAACUGGUUCCACUGGAUCAACCGGAUCAACCGGAUCCAACAAGUACAACUGUCUCGAUAGAAACCCUUGCACACAAUCAAACAUUGCUCUGAAUCUUUUCUAUUUUACUUACGACGAUCCAUCGUACUUUGUCCAGUGUGAUGCUUUCCAAAGAUGCUUCAUCCGACCUUGCGCUCCUAGGACAGUCUGGAGUCAAUCUGCUUACACUUGCGUUCGUUCCCCUGGAGAUAUCAACGGCGGUAGUGAUUGCUACAAAAACACUUAUGACUGCGACACAAACAAUCCAUGUACUCCUUACAACGUGCUCAAUAAUCGCAAAUAUUAUUUUCCACACGGUGAUUCUCGUAAGUACGUAAAAUGUGAGACGGACUAUACCUGCUCCGUUAAAAAUUGUUCGAACUCCGUGUGGGAUCAAUCGGCUCUAUCCUGCAACUAUCAGCGUUACACCUGUGACCAACCCAACCCGUGCACUGAUGCCAAUAUACAGGCCAACAAACUCUAUUUCCCUCACGUAAAUGGCCGCAAAUUUGUUCAGUGUAGUCAAUGGAAACAAUGUUUUGUGAUGGAUUGUGCGGCUGGAUUGGUCUGGGGUGUUCAAGAAAACACUUGCAUCUCUCCUCCUUUUAGUUACGCUUGA